Octodon degus (degu) is the source of this 862-nucleotide messenger RNA. RefSeq names its product phosphodiesterase 6G (gene Pde6g). The transcript has 5 exons. The coding region runs from base 215 to 478 and encodes 87 amino acids. Gene Ontology annotation, biological process: visual perception; positive regulation of G protein-coupled receptor signaling pathway; positive regulation of epidermal growth factor receptor signaling pathway. Lineage: Eukaryota; Metazoa; Chordata; Mammalia; Rodentia; Octodontidae. Gene Ontology annotation, molecular function: 3',5'-cyclic-nucleotide phosphodiesterase activity; cGMP binding. The record is from RefSeq and is a predicted model, not a curated record. Gene Ontology annotation, cellular component: photoreceptor outer segment membrane.
AACUAUGCUCCCGGGAUGGCAAGGGAGACCUGGGGGACCCUCCCCCUACACGACCCACGGAUAAAUGCCAGCACCAGUGCCCUGUUGAGCCACAUCCAACUACUGGCACCUGUGGCCCCAAGAUCCAUCCGGCACUGGGCUGCAUGAGGAGUCCUGCCCAACCUGAGGGCAUCCAGCAGCCUAGGGUCAGUGCAGUCUUUCUGCCAUUCUCACCAUGAACCUGGAGGUGCCCAAGGCUGAGAUCCGGUCAGCCACCAGGGUGAUAGGAGGACCUGUCACCCCCAGGAAGGGGCCACCCAAGUUUAAGCAGCGGCAAACCAGACAAUUCAAGAGCAAGCCCCCCAAGAAAGGCGUCCAGGGGUUUGGGGAUGACAUCCCUGGAAUGGAAGGUCUAGGAACAGACAUCACAGUCAUCUGCCCUUGGGAGGCCUUCAACCACCUGGAGCUGCAUGAGCUGGCACAGUAUGGCAUCAUCUAGUCCAACAGCUGCUUGGAGCCCUGCACCCUCCAGGUGCCCACAGUGAGGCCCAUUAAGAGCCUCUGGCCUUACUGACAUCUGACUUCCAAGAUGGGAUGACCUCAGGCUUUGGAUGCCAGUUGCCAGGAGGCCCCCAUCCCCAACUCCUCCAGGCUACCUUGUUCACCUUCCAAAGACCCUGGCCCACACCUAUAGGUCUGCAGGUGGCCAGUCCCAGAAUCUCCCCUCUUUGUGGCUGGAAUGCACACAGGAGUAUACCCCACAACCCAGAGCUCUGCACUUCCCUCACAGCUGGGUGGUCUGAGUGGCACGUGGUCAGUCAGCAGUCCUCAGCACAUGUGUUGAGACAAAGUUCCUCUACUCAUUGCGUCAACCUUUCUAGCA